CCAACCCGACCACCCCGCCGCGUCAAGCAACGGCGCAACGCAGCCCAUGGCCUUCACCUCCCAAUCCCUAAUCUUCCGGGCACCCGUCUCCCUCCCCAGCGGCCGCCUCGCCGCCCCAGGUCGCGUUGCCCUCCGGGGCCGCGGUGCCGCGUUUCCUUCCGUCGCGGCCGCCUCCACUCCGAUGGCGAAGUCGGAUGGCGACGAGAAGGAGAUGAAGCUUUGGGGCGGGCGCUUCGAGGAGGGCGUCACGGACGCCGUGGAGCGCUUCACGGAGUCCAUCUCCUACGACUGGCAGCUCUACAAGUACGACAUCAUGGGCAGCAAGGCUCAUGCCACCAUGCUCGCCUCCCAGGGUUUGAUAACUGCUGGCGAUAGGGAUAUCAUCUUAGAGGGUCUCGAUCAGAUUGAGACGCUUAUUCAAGAAGGCAAGUUUGAGUGGAGAAAGGAUCGGGAGGAUGUGCAUAUGAACAUUGAAGCAGCUCUGAUUGAGAGGGUUGGUGAGCCAGCGAAGAAGCUGCACACUGCUAGGAGCCGCAAUGACCAAAUUGUGACGGAUCUAAGGCUAUGGUGCCGUGAUGCUAUCGAUAAGAUUUUGAUUCGUAUCAAGCAGUUUCAGCUGUCUUUGGUUACAUUAGCUUCAAAAUAUGUUGACUUGAUAGUCCCUGGUUAUACUCAUCUGCAAAGGGCACAGCCUGUUUUGCUGCCCCAUCUUCUCUUAUCAUAUGUUGAACAGCUGGAGCGUGAUGCUGGUCGGCUGGCCAACUGCAGGGAGAGAGUGAAUGUCUGCCCUCUUGGUGCUUGUGCUUUGGCUGGAACCGGACUUCCCAUUGACAGGUUUCAGACCGCUAAAGAUUUGAAGUUUACAGCUCCGAUGAAGAACAGCAUUGAUGCAGUAUCAGACCGUGACUUCGUAUUGGAGUUUCUUGCUGCCAAUUCAAUCGCUGCUGUGCAUCUUUCUCGAAUUGGUGAAGAAUGGGUUCUUUGGGCAUCAGAGGAGUUUGGGUUCCUGACACCAAGUGACAAAGUUUCAACAGGAAGCAGCAUUAUGCCACAGAAGAAAAAUCCGGAUCCAAUGGAGCUUGUUCGUGGGAAGUCUGCUAGGGUUGUUGGAGAUCUCGUGACUGUU
Molecule: messenger RNA, 1126 nt
Organism: Panicum virgatum (switchgrass)
Lineage: Eukaryota; Viridiplantae; Streptophyta; Magnoliopsida; Poales; Poaceae
Product: argininosuccinate lyase, chloroplastic-like
Exons: 5
Cellular component (GO): cytosol
Molecular function (GO): argininosuccinate lyase activity
Source: RefSeq, a predicted model, not a curated record